Molecule: messenger RNA, 2025 nt
Organism: Soboliphyme baturini
Lineage: Eukaryota; Metazoa; Nematoda; Enoplea; Dioctophymatida; Soboliphymatidae
Source: the annotation of a GenBank genome assembly
GAAGACGAAGCGCUUUCGGAGAAGGAGAAAAAACGAAUCAGUGUCGAAGAAUGUCGUCGAUCUUUACCAAUUUAUCCUUUCAAAGAGGAUCUUAUCAAAGCGGUCAGUGAACAUCAGAUAAUUAUUAUCGAAGGCGAGACGGGAUCUGGCAAAACUACUCAAAUUCCUCAAUAUUUGCAUGAAGCGGGUUAUUGCGCUGAUGGGAAGAAGGUCGGCUGCACUCAGCCACGACGUGUCGCAGCCAUGAGUGUCGCGGCUCGCGUCGCCUAUGAAAUGAACGUAAAAUUGGGGCUACAAGUUGGCUAUAGCAUUCGUUUCGAGGACUGUACUUCUGAGAAGACUUUGAUCAAGUACAUGACCGACGGUAUGUUGUUGCGGGAGUUUCUUUCAGAGCCGGACAUGCAGGGUUACAGCGUGAUUAUCAUCGAUGAGGCACAUGAACGGACUUUGCACACUGAUAUCCUCUUUGGACUGGUCAAAGAUAUCGCCCGGUUCCGGACCGACCUAAAGCUGUUGAUCUCGAGCGCGACGAUCGACGCUGAGAAGUUCAGUACGUUCUUCGACGACGCGCCGAUCUUCCGCAUCCCGGGCCGUCGCUUUCCUGUCGAUAUAUACUAUACAAGGGCACCAGAGGCAGACUACAUCGACGCAUCGAUCAUCUCCGUUUUGCAGAUUCACUUGACACAGCCGCUACCCGGCGAUAUCCUUGUUUUCUUGACCGGUCAAGAGGAGAUCGAUGCCGUACAGGAAGCGCUGCAGGAGAGGUGCCGCCUGAUCGGUACAAAAAUGAAGGAGCUGAUUGUGACACCAAUCUAUGCGAACCUUCCGUCUGAUAUGCAGGCGAAGAUCUUUGAUCCGACACCGUCGAAUGCUCGAAAAGUGGUACUGGCGACCAACAUCGCUGAGACGUCAGUAACAAUCGACGGCAUCAGCUACGUGAUCGACCCCGGCUUCUGCAAACAGAACAGUUAUGAUUUUCGCCGGGGCAUGGAAUACCUCCACGUAGUUCCCAUUUCAAAGGCAUCAGCUAAUCAGCGUGCUGGUAGAGCUGGCAGAACUGGUCCCGGCAAAUGCUUUCGACUUUACACUGCUUGGGCGUAUCAAAAAGAAUUGGAAGAUCAGCCGGUUCCUGAGAUCCAACGAACGAACCUCGGCAACGUUGUGUUGAUGCUCAAAUCAUUGGGCAUCAAUGACCUGAUCCAUUUCGACUUUUUGGAUCCCCCGCCCCAAGAGGCCCUUGUUCUGGCUUUGGAGCAGCUUUACGCCUUAGGCGCGUUGAAUCACCGUGGCGAGUUGACCAAACUCGGCCGCAGAAUGGCCGAAUUUCCGAUCGACCCUAUGAUGGCCAAGAUGCUGAUGGCCUCUGAAAAGUUUCACUGUUCUGAAGAAGUACUGACGAUUGCAGCAAUGUUGUCCGUAAACAGUGCCAUUUUUUACCGGCCAAAAGACAAAAUCGUCCAUGCAGACACGGCGCGACAGAGCUUUUGGUCUCCUGCUGGCGAUCAUCUGACGCUUUUGAACGUUUAUAACCAAUGGAAAGAUACGGACUACUCUACGCAGUGGUGCUAUGAAAAUUUCAUCCAGCAUCGAUCAAUGAAAAGAGCUCGUGAUGUUAGGGAUCAACUUGAAGGUCUGAUGGAUCGGGUCGAGGUCGAGAUCGAAUCGAAUCCGGGAGACACCGUCGGCAUUCGAAAGUCCGUUACCGCCGGCUAUUUCUACCACACAGCGCGACUCAGCAAAAGUGGCCAGUACCAAACAGUCAAAAAUCCAAACACGGUGUUCAUUCACCCUAACAGUUGCCUGUUCGAAGACCGACCGAGGUGGAUCAUAUACCACGAACUGGUCUUCACAACGAAGGAAUUCAUGCGUGAGGUUAUUGAGAUCGAAAAUGUGUGGCUUUUGGAGGCGGCUCCUCAUUACUACAAGCAAAAGGAAAUCGAAGAUUCUACAAAUAAAAAGAUGCCGAAAACCGUCGGCAGAUCUCAGGAAGAAUUACCGUCGAACAAGAUGAUAGCUGAAGGAUAA